AUGAUUUUGGGAACUGAAGUGAAUGAAUCUGUUUCAAAUAGGCAAUAAUCGAAAAUUCAUUACCUCUAAGAAUAGAAUAAGUAACUGUAAGAAUAUAUUAUUGACCUUGAGAAUGUUUUAAAACUGAAUAAAUAAGCUAUGUCACUCAUGAUGGAAGGAGUGAAUAAGCGAUCUCAAGUAAAAUGAAUUUGAAUCAUUAAGAUGACAUCUGAUUCCAGUACCAUGUCUAUGUGUUAUCCAAAUUAUCAGAACUCAUAAUUGGAGAGUGUGGUGAAACUAUUGAAUGAAGAAAAUGAAAAACUCAUGAAGGGAUUCCAAAAUCAACAGAAAAUAGCAUAAUAAUUAUAAACUAGGUUGCUUCUGUAGGAAUAGAUAUCAGAAGAACAGCAAAACUAUUACAAAGAUUUAAUAGCCGAUUUAGAAUAUAAAUUAAUGGACUUGAAAAGGAGUAUUCAUGAUAAGGAAUAUGCAAUCCAGGAAUUAGAGAGGAUGAAACCUAUCUAAGAAAGAGAGGGAUAAUUAGUUAAAUUGGUUGAAAUUGUCACUCCUUCAGAAUAGAAUUUAAAAUUGCAUGAAGAAUUGGAUAACGUUCGAAAUUUGCUUAACAACUACUGAGGCUCAAUCUAUCACAGAAACCAAUAAUUCCCUGAGAGAAGUCAAUUAUGUAUUGUCUUAAUCUAAUAGUAUAGCAUUUGAAAAGAGAAAUCUUUAAAAUGAGAAUCGUCUUACGUAGUUAAACUAACUAUUAGUGUAUGAAAGGUAAAUGCAUUUUGACUUAGAGUAGAUUUUGUAUAUAAUGAAUUUAUUGAUAAGACUGAUGACAAUCUAGAACUUAACAGAGAAGUCUAAAAUCAUCGAGGGAAAUUGGAAUCCUUGCAUCAAGAAUUGUACGGUAAUUAUGGUUUAGGUUAUGGAUUCUCCCCAGAACCAUAGUAACUCAAGUAUCUAAGCAAAAAUGAAAGGAUGAUUUAUUAAGAAAAAUUGCACAAGAUGGAAAUAAUGGUCAAAGGAUUUAAAGAAUUAUUUGAAAAGGAAAAGAAUGGCAACAUUCAAGUUAGAAGACUAUACAAUGAACUAAUAACAAAAUAUGAAUCUAUUUUAGAUACAAAUGAGUUGCUCAUAAAAUCUAAUUAGUUGAAGGAUGAAAGAAAUGAGAAGUAGCAAAUCGAUUUGCAAUUUUAUAAGAAACAAAGUUAGAGUUUAAUGGAACAUUUGAGAAAUAGAAAAAUUACGUUUAAUUCCGUUGUUCUAAACUAAGAAUAAGACAUUGCCAUUAAAUUAAUUAGUCCUAGGUUUCAAAAAAAAAUAUAAUCAAAUUCAUAACAAUCCACCUCAACUAAAACUCAGCAACCAAGUAUUAAUGAAUGUGAUAUCAAAAUCUCUUCCAAAGAAGUCCAACCAUCUGACCAUCACUAAUAAUCAACCAAAAAGUAACAAAUAGAAAUCCUCUAAAAGCCUAAUCUACAAUAACUUGAGAUUGACGAAUCCUCUACUGAAGAACAGGCUAAAUAUAUUUCUUAGACAACCAGAGUUGAUAACUAAAAAUUAAGAAACUUGAAUCAAUAAUAAUAAUAAGGAUAAAUUCUUCAGUAUUACGACAUGACCAAAUAGGAAUGCAUUGCAUUUCUAAUGUCCAUGUUUAAUGAUUUUUUUAAGAAUCUAGAUGUAUUUAAUCUAUCAAUAAUUGUAGCUCAGAAAUAUCAAAAAGAUUCAAUUGAUGAAAUAAAUGAAAGACACGCCUAUAAUUUAGAAGGCUAUUAGGAGAUCUUACAGUAAUCCCUUCUUAUACUUUUCUAAUAUUAAUAAUAUUGCACUUAAUCAACCACCCAAAUAAUCAGUUGUGGCCAUCGUAAUUAUUGAUAUUAAUUUAGACUAAAAAUGAAAUUCAAUUGCUAUUAGCUGAACUAAAGACCAAAAAAUAAUAUUUAAAUGAUCAAGACGAAGAAGCAAAUAAACUAUUUAGUGUUGAUGUUUCUAGAAUAGAUAUGAAACAUAAUAGAAGAGAGCUCAUAGAUAAUGAACUAAGUUUUAUUUCUAAUUUUGAAUAAUAGGAAUGA
Molecule: messenger RNA, 2057 nt
Organism: Paramecium octaurelia
Lineage: Eukaryota; Ciliophora; Oligohymenophorea; Peniculida; Parameciidae
Source: the annotation of a GenBank genome assembly